Messenger RNA from Triticum turgidum subsp. durum (durum wheat), 1761 nucleotides. The record is from the annotation of a GenBank genome assembly. Lineage: Eukaryota; Viridiplantae; Streptophyta; Magnoliopsida; Poales; Poaceae.
AUGGACCCAGCGUUGCACGCGGCGGCGGUGAAGGGGAGCGUGGCGAGCCUGAGGAUGCUGGCGGCCGAGCGCCCCGACAUCCUUGGUUCCAAGACGCCCCAGGAGAACACCGCGCUGCACAUCGCCGCGGAGCUCGGCCAUGCCGGCUUCGCCGAGGAGGCCCUGGGCGUGGACCACAAGCUGCUCGUCACCAAGAACGCCGACGGCGACACGCCGCUGCACCUGGCGGCCAGGUCGGGUAAGGUGGACAUGGUGGAGCUGCUCAUCACGCACGCCAGAGUAUUGCCUUCGGAGCAACCGCAGCACUCCCCCGCCGCCGCGCACCGAAAACAUGUUGAUGGACACACCGGAAAACCUUCCCCGACCUCCCCUGGAACUGGAAGCACGGAGGCGCUGGGGCCUCUGUUGAUAGCCAACAAGGCCGGCGACACCCCGCUGCACCAGGCCGUGCAGCACGGCUGGAGCGCCGUGGCGCUCAAGCUGCUGGACGCCGAGCCCAGCUGCGGCCACGCGCUCGACGCGAAAAAGCAGUCGCCGCUGCAUAUCGCCGCCCGGGAGGGCCUCGCCGACGUCGUGAGCAAGAUCGUCAGCCAUCCCUGGGUCCGCGAGAGGUUUUUCCCCUCCGACUCCGUCAGCGGCACCGCCCUCCACCAGGCCGUCCUCGGCGGCCACAGCCGUGUGGUGGAGAUAUUGCUCGUGGCGACGCCGGAGGAUCAGAUCGCGCUGACGGACUCGAGCGAGAACAACGCGCUGCACUACGCGGCUCAAAAGAACAGCGCCCGCGUGGUGAAGCUGCUGCUGAACCGGAAGGUGGAGCUGGCCUACAGGCGCAACCGCGACCUACAGUCGCCGUUGCACAUGGCCGCCAACUACGGGUCGACGGAGGCCAUGGUGGAGCUGCUUAAGCACUGCCCCGACGCGGCGGAGAUGGUGGACAGCAAGGGCAGGAACGCCUUCCACGUCGCCGUCACCAGCGGCAAGGUGGACGCCCUCAAGCGCUUGCUUAAGCACGUCCGCCCCGAGGAGAUCGUCAACCGCGUCGACCAUGGCGGCAACACGCCGCUGCACCUCGCCGCCGCCCUGUCGCGCGUCCAGUCGGCGCUGCUCCUCAUCAAGGACUGCCGCGUCAACCCCUGCGUCCUCAACCGGGACGGCCAGUCCGCGCGCAGCCUCAUCGAGAAGCGCGGCGCCAGCGAGGAGAUGGACACCUACGAGAUGUACCUGUGGAAGAAGCUCAAGAAGCACGAGGCCUGCAGGUGCCAGAAGCAGCAGCUACCUCCAAUCGCUACUUACCAGUCGCUGCGCGGCCGGAGGGCUGGCCACGACGAGUACUUCAAGCACAGCGUCGAGACCUACACGCUGGUGGCCACGCUCAUCGCCACCGUCAGCUUCGCCGCCACCUUCACCAUGCCGGGGGGUUACAGCCAGACCGAGGGCACGGCCAUCCACGGGCACACGGCGGCGUUCAAGAUCUUCGUCAUCUCCAACACCGUCGCCAUGUGCAGCUCCGUCGUCGUCGUCUUCUGUUUCAUCUGGGCAUGGCGGGACCCCGUCAAGUUCAAGCUCGACCAGCUCAUGUGGGGCCACAGGCUCACCAUCGUUGCCUGCCUCGCCAUGGUCGUCUCGCUCAUGACCGCUGUUUACAUCACCGUUGCGCCCACGGCAAGGUGGCCUGCGUACGUUGUGAUCGCCAUCGGAGCGAGCACUCCCGCCGUGGUGUUCCUCAUUCUUGGGAAAGAGGCAUUGUACAUCCCACUAUAG